UGUAAAUUACUGCCAGAUAAGAAGGGGUGACAAAUUUCUGCAACGUCGGAGAAAUCCCAAGCACCUGCCAGCAUUUUGGGCAAUAUCAAAUAUGUGAUCAUUCCAUAAAAGGUGAUCUGUGAUACACAUAUCGAGCACUGACAGUUGACUAGUUUCCGCAUGUGCAAGUGCCACUAUAGAUAGCGGCACCGGGGUUAUGUUCCGCUGUAACGACAGGAGACAGCAUUGAGUUUUCAAAGUAUUAAAUUCUACACGGUUUUUGUUUUGAUGCUCUAAAGAUCAGAAUUUAAUGAGCUUAUCAUACGCUGCCGUUGAAGUUCCACAUCCGAAGGACAAGGAUGUGAAUCUAGAAACGAAUAUGAAAAGCUGAGGGUACUGUCGUCGGCGAAACAGUUUAGUGGAUUAGAAGUGGCUAACAAAAGAUCAUUUAUGUAUAUAAGGAAGACAGUCGGAGGCAAAACGGGGCCCUGGGGGACAGCAGCAUUUAUUUUAUGAAUUUCAGACUUGAAACCUUAGAAAGAAGGGACGUGAGUGCUAUUGAACGGUCGUUAGAGGGAGAGGAACAUUCGCCUUUUUUAGGGACUGGCUGGACUAAUGACGUUUUCCAUCCACUCGGAAAGAGACCUGUAGAGUAGGAAAAGCUUACGCAGUGGUUUUAACAACACUGAAGAAUGCCUCUUCAGAGCAAUAGGUGGAACACUUUUCGGGCCAACGGAUUUGUGUAUGUUAAGGUCUUUCAGGGGCCCUACUAUGUAACUCGAUUCUACUUUUGAUUCUAUUCGAAACUCAUUUCCGAUUCUAAUUUCAAAUCGUACUACGUAUGUAAGUAGAAUCGAAUGCCAGUAAUGCCAACCUUUUAGCCAACAAAUUUGCAAAUUUCGAACGAGUCUCGCAUUAUGUUUGCAAUAAUUUAAUUUAGAAAAAAAAAACAAACAAAUGUUGAUUUGGCGACCAAUAUUUUCCGAAAAUAUUUAAAUAAAGAAUUAUAAGUAAAUAAAAAUGGAUAGUGUGGCACUUUGGUUGGAGUCGGAAGGAAAUGGAGAAAGAGUUUAUCAAAUUGAAAGGAGGAGGAUUAGGGAUAAAUCCAACAUAAUGGAGCUCAGCGACGAAAGCUUUGUUAAGAACUACCGCCUUUCAAAAGAAACCUUUAUGUAUUUAUUAAACAAUAUAACAAAAGACUUAAGUAUUCGGAGAAGGCAAAGUUCUGUUCCCAACAUAAUUAAGCUAUCAGCUACAUUGAAACUUUUGUCAACAGGUGGUUACCAAAACCAGAUCGGUGGAGACAUGCCUGCGAGGCUUUCUCAAAAAACUCUUUCCAAAAUUAUAAAAGAAGUCUUAACAUCAGUAGAAAAAGUAAUGUGUUCUCAACUUGUCAACUUCAAAAUGUCAGAUGAAGAAAAAAGAAAAUCAAAGCGUCAUUUUUGGGAAAAAUCUGGAAUUCCUGGUGUGAUUGGUGUUGUCGAUGGAACACACAUUCAACUUAUUCGGCCAACUAACAGUGAACAACUAUUUUUUAACAGAAAGCUUAAGCAUAGUAUAAAUGUGAUGGUGAUAUGUGACUACACUAUGGCGAUAAGAUCGGUAAACGGACGAUAUGGAGGAGCAUCCCAUGAUUCCCAUGUCUGGGCUCUUAGUGCGGAAAGAGCUUACCUCAAACGUUGCUUUGAAAAUGGAGAUAAGUCGUGAUGGAUCUUAGUUAAGUACAUAUCUACAUUCUACAUAUAUAAAUUUAAAGCAAAAUAAUAUUAAAAAAUUAUUUAAGGAGACUCAGGAUAUCCGUUAGAGCCUUGGAUUAUGACCCCGUACAGAACGGCAGCUGAAGGAUCUAUGGAAUCAAAAUUCAACGAAAAAUUCUCAGUUUCAAGAUCAAUAAUUGAGCGCGUUUUCGGUGUCCUAAAGGCAAGAUUCCGAUGUCUUUUGGCGGCCAGGGAACUUCAUUAUCCACCCGAGAAGGUUACUCGAAUUAUGAACGUGUGUUGUGCUCUCCACAAUCUCUGUUUGAAGGUCAGAGUUGAACACCCUAAUUCAACACAAGCAAUGUUAGAAGAAGACGAGAACCAUUUUUCUUUAUAAGAACAGCCUUAAGAAACAAAUGAACAUUCUAAUUUGGCUAAAAGAAAAAGAAAUAAAAUAAGAGAUGAUUUAACGAAUUCAUAAAGUUUUUAUUUGUGAAAAGCAACUCUUAAGACUAAAUAUAAUAACAAAUAAAUAAAAAAAAAAACGAAACAAAAACAAAUAACUUCAGUCUUUUUAAAUUAGCACAUAUUAUGGUAUUUAAAUAUUGAAUGUACAUACGUACUUCAUAAAACUAAAAAAAUCACAUUAUGAAAGCAAAAAUGAACCAAUUUCUAUACUAAAAAAAAAUAUGUACAUAGGGAAUGAAACUUCAAACACAAUCAAUAUGGAUUGUUCAGUGAUUGGCGAAGUGUUAGAAUCUCGGGUUUGAGUUUCAAUUUAGUGACAGCAUGUUGGUUUUUUUCAAUAUAACUUUUUUUUUUAAUUCAAACUUUUCUUUUUUCAGUUCCAGUUUUUCUUUUUUAAGUUCAAGUUUUUCUUUGCGGGGGUGGAAUGUUUUCUUCUUCAUUACUCAGAAUUCCUAUAUCUCUUACUUCAUUUUCAACAAUGAGAUCACUGGUAACUUCAAUAUCCAAAUGUGAAGGGUUACCGUUAUUUUGUUUUACCACUCCAAAACUUAAUGAACCGGCCAUUCCCUCAAUCGCUUGGCCUAAGUCCAAAAGUUCAGCGACCUUCUCCUCUAGUGGAGUUAAUACAUUAUAUCACGCUAUCACGUUGUGGGGGACCAAUUCAACGCAUUCAAUUGAUUGGAUA
Molecule: messenger RNA, 2829 nt
Organism: Eupeodes corollae
Lineage: Eukaryota; Metazoa; Arthropoda; Insecta; Diptera; Syrphidae
Product: putative nuclease HARBI1
Exons: 3
Coding region: 1000-1686 (228 amino acids)
Source: RefSeq, a predicted model, not a curated record